This is a messenger RNA of Orbicella faveolata, 2390 nucleotides long. RefSeq lists its product as uncharacterized. NCBI's taxonomy places the organism in Eukaryota, Metazoa, Cnidaria, Anthozoa, Scleractinia, Merulinidae. The record is from RefSeq and is a predicted model, not a curated record.
CUCUACAAUUGUAGUGUGAAUGUAACUGGAAGUGAUAGGGUGAAAUAGGACUCCUCUGCUCCCUGUGUUUAAUAGUUGUUUGCUCAAGGUCUGGAUCCGCCCUGUUUGACACCAUCGGAGUGUUUACUUCGACGUACGGAGUGACUUAGGAAUUUUAGCGAUCUAUCGGGCUCAAUUCUGAGAGUUCUUCAGUUUUACUGAGGCUGUUGAGGAUCUGAUCACUUGUAAUCUUUACUCGGCUCAGUCAGAAAUGGGAAAAAAACCGAAAUCUCUACUAAUCAUCAACGACUCGGUCGAUGCCCAGGUCACCCUCAAUCUUUUUGUCACCUGGGAUGUUGUGUGUUGGCUACCUCACACAUCUAUAACAAUCAAGCCGAAUACCAAGUUCCUUUACUCCAGCGACAAAGACUGCAAGUUCGAACUCGUCGCAAGAUUCAAAGACAAGAGACCGAAAAAAGUUCUCCUGAAACCUCAAGAGUGGAUUGAAGACAGGUUAAUAAGGGUCACUUACUCACCGAGUUCGCUCGAGAUCGUAGAGGAAAACCUUGCCAAGUACCCACAAGAGAAAAAAGAAUGCCUUCGAAAGAUGCAAAGGGACGAAGUAAUAGAAUCGCAUGGCGGGGGACGUAAUCUGUAUAACAUACUGAGGCUAGACAUGAAACAAGUACGUGUCAUGUCAAAGGAAGAACAGGAUGAAGAAAUCAGAACCGCAUUCAUACGAGAACUACGAAUAUGGCACCCUGAAUUCAACGAUGAUGGUGACGAAGGAAUAGUCAGGGAGGUGAUUAUGGCCUACGACAUUCUUCAAGAUCGAGAAAAGCGAGCCAGGUACCACAACAUGGCUGACUAUGACAGUGGAUGGCUGUCGGUGAAGCGCUUCAAAGCUGUCUUUUGGCCCGAGUGCGAAACCAUGGAGCAAAGGUUAGCCUGGUUGAAAAGAAUGGGCUUGUUAGCUUUGUCGGUUUUGCUUACAACUGGAGGCAUUGUGGGAGUUGUCCUUACCGCUGGUUUUUCAUCCCCAUGGCUCGUAACCAGUAUCGUGGGUGGGUUGUACUCGUUACAGCAGUCGAUUAGCAAGGAGGCCAUUGCAGAUGGGUGCGACGUCAAAGGGUGGUUGAUGAAGACAGGGAUUGGGUACUUACUUGCAGUAAUGCCUGGUGGCGCAGCAAUUGGAGUAGCACUUCUGGAGUCCACAGCCCUCAAAGUGGGCGAGUUCCUGGUUUGCAGUGCAGCCAUUGGCGCCUUAGGUGGAGCUGUGUCAUCUCUGAUUUCCGACGCAAGCAAAAAAUUUGUUGAUGGACAGGAUGUCACUUGGACGAAGGUAGUAAGUCACGCAGCUGUUGCGGCCACAGCAGGCGCAGUUGCAGGAGUGACAGGACUUACUGUUACUAGAGCGAUGGCCGGGAACAAGGCUGCUGCAGUGUCUUCAACACUUGAGGGAGCAAUCGGAGACCAGGCAUCUCAACCAUCUGAGGUAAGACGUCUGGCCCAGCAAAGUGCAAGUCCUUUAGCCGCGACGAGUGCGAAAGUGGUGAUCGAGAAGGCGGCUGAUGUUACUGAGAAGCACCUGGAAGAUUCUGUGGAAAAUGGAAUCCCCGACGAGUUCUCCUUAGAUGACCUAGGCCUAACUCAAGAAUGGCGUGAUGCAGUAACGAAAGCCAUCUCUGAAGAAAUGCUCGAUGGUAGGGUCAGAUACAUAUCCCAGGGCUUCUGGUUCUCCAAAAUGAUUGUGAGCUUUUUUGUAAACGGAGAAGAAAUCACAAAAGAAGUGACAGGAAGUGGAAAGUACAUUAAUAUCCCUUCCAAAGCGAGGAAGAUAAAAGUAAGAUUUAAGGUGUUGCGCUUACCCUGGCGUGACAUUCUGAAGUAUGAUCGAUUCCAAAAGUGCUGGUGUAAACCUUACGCGCCACAUGUCUUCCAAUACGAAACUCCACCGAUCCGUACAUUCACUAUUUGGGGCCUUCUGCGCUGGGAAGCGGUGAUGAAAGUUACAGAUGAGCAUCACAGUGAAACAAACGAACUGUAAAUGAUUUCUGACUGGAAGCCUUCCAGCCACGUUUGGUAAAGAAAUCAUCAACAAAGUGUUAAGAACUUAGACUGUUGCAUCUAUAACCAGUUUUUUAAUACCUUUUCUAAUACUUUACAUCGUUAUGUUUCGUGUCAGAUUUUCCUAAUUUUGAGAUAAUGUAGUGGGAAAGGAUCAAUUUCUUGUGAGAAGAGUUAAAGAAGAUUUGAAUUGCAUGAGGGAAACAACAUGUCUUUCAACAUGUUUCGGGCAAAAUAGGAAAAUAACAAAACAAAACGAACAAAAUGAUUGACUACGUUUUAGAACUUUUUUAAAGACAGAUUGUUAUGUUAAGGAUCAGAUUUCCUAACUUUGAGAUAAUGUA